CGCCCACGAUCACUGUCGACCGCCGGCCUCACGUCGUUCAUUUUCGCAUCGGCGGGACGGUCGCUCGAAUUUGAAACGUUCUUCCAGUACGACGAUCAAUUUGGAAAAUUCUCGCGACGCGUUUCUGCAAACGCUCUCUCUGUGUUGUUGUCGCGAUCAACGAGUUGCCUCUGGCCCGUUCUACACCAGCGCGGUGGUUCGUAGGAAUGUAACAGCGAGUACCGGCGGAGCUGGUGGUGUUUGAGACUUCCUGAAGACGGUCACCCGACUGGAGCGUUAUUAAACGGGAAUACGACGAUCAAGGUUUCGCAACUGGGCAUGUUGCUGGCAAACGUGGAGAGGGCUUGUCUUUUACUAACGGCGAUCCACGUUUUACUCGAUAAGGGCGCCGUCGCGGAGACCUUCACACUUGGGUACAUCACCGGUUCGAAAAGACGUCCAGGGGACUUGGAGUAUCAGCGUCCUGGUUCCCGGAUAUCCGGCGCUAUAUCUCUCGCCGUGGAGGAGGUCAACGCGGGUGAACUCGGUCGCCGCGGACACAAGCUCGAUUUUCUCGUCGCGGAAACUUAUGGAGAGGAGGAGACCAGCAUUCUGAUGACCGCCGACCUGUGGACGAAGAAUAUCAGCGGUUACAUCGGCCCCCAGGAAACGUGCAUCCACGAGGGAAGAAUGGCGGCGGCGUUCAACCUCCCAAUGAUAUCUUACUUCUGCACGCAUCACGAGCCCUCCGACAAGAAGGAGUUCCCAACGUUCGCGAGAACCAGACCGCCGGAUACGCAGAUCUCGAAGUCGGUCGUUUCCGUGCUGAUGGCCUUCAACUGGACCAAAGUGACGUUCCUGUACAUGAACUCGACAUUGUUCGAGUUCAACAAGAUGUCGACGAUCGCGAAAACUAUCCUAUCGUCGUUCGAGACGGCAGGCGUGACCGUCAACUACCUUCGUUGCUGGCAAGAGCCUUAUUACGUCACCUACAUGACCAAUCCUUUCCACGAGCUCGUCAGAGAGACGUACCUGGAGACCAGAAUUUACGUGAUUCUAGGGAAUUAUUAUGAGCACAUGGGUCUCUUGAUGGCUCUGGACGAAAGGAAGCUGUUGGAAAAAGGGGACUACUGGGUGGUCGGCGUCGAUAUCGAGCAGUACGACGAAAAACAACCGGACAAAUAUUUUUGGGAUUUAUGGCAGAGGAAGACGAACUCGUCCAUCCUGAAGGCGUAUCGCAGCUACUUUAGCGUGGUCGCGUCCGCGCAGAUAUACUCGACGAACUUCACGCGACUGGUGAACGAGUACAGACAGAAGCCACCCUUCAACUUCACUAAUCCGCUCCCGAACAUCAGUGACGUCGUUCAGAUCGUGCCAGAGACGGCGUAUCUUUACGACGCGGUGCACCUGUACGAAAGAGCGUUGCUCAAAGCUCUGGACGAGGGUCGAAAUCCGCGAAACGGCAAGGAGAUGGUGGCGACUCUUUACGGGUUUCACUAUCGCAGCGCCAUGGGGUACAUGGUUUACAUGGACGAAAACGGGGAUGCGGAAGGUAAUUACACUCUGAUCGCGUUGGACAAUCGACCGCCGAAGGGACACGGUUUAUAUCCAAUAGCGUACUUCGUGGGGAAAGAGAACGGCACGAAUCUGCCAAAACUCCGAUUGAUGAGAGAAAUUUCUUGGAUCGGAGACGGACCGCCGAUCGCCGAGCCUCAUUGCGGAUACCACGGCGAAAAAUGCAACUCUCACACGGGAGAGAUCGUCGGCGGAAUAGCGGGCGGAUUUCUGCUGAUCAUCGCGGCGGUGUUCCUGGUGCUCUACAGAAACUGGAGAUACGAGCUGGAACUGGACUCCCUGCUCUGGAAGAUGAACUACAAAGACAUUCAGAUCAAAGAGCAGAAGGACGAGUUGGUGGGAGUCAACGAGGCGCCUACCAAAUGCAAUUCCAAGGCAACGACGCAACCCAUCGUGCGGACCAGCCAAGUCUCCCUGAGCUCGAACCCCGACGCCGACUUUCGAUAUUCCAUGAUUUACACGCAAAUAGGCGUCUAUAAGGGGCGGAUAUUCGCCGUGAAGAAGGUCCGGAAGAAAUCGAUCGAGAUCACGCGCGAAAUGAAGAAAGAGCUGAAAGUGAUGCGUGACUUACGACACGACAAUUUGAACGCGUUCAUCGGCGCGUGUACAGAUCCGCCGAACAUAUGCAUCGUCGUCGAGUACUGUGCGCGCGGCAGUCUCAAGGACAUCUUGGAAAACGAGGACAUGAAGCUGGAUAACAUGUUCAUGGCGUCCCUGGUCGGCGACAUCAUCAGAGGUAUGAUCUAUCUCCACGAGUCCGUCAUAAAAUAUCACGGCUCGCUGAGUACAUCGAACUGUCUGGUGGACUCCCGUUGGGUCGUAAAACUGGCGGAUUUUGGAUUGCACGAGUUCAAAAAGGACGCAGAAUGCGAGCCAUGCGACGUCAUGAAGAGAUAUCACGGUUUAUUGUAUCGUGCUCCCGAGCUGUUACGAUCAACGGGAACCUUAGAGCCAACUGCUCGAGAUUACCAAAGAGGAGACGUUUAUUCCUUCGGUAUCGUCCUGUACGAGCUCCAAGGACGACACGGCCCAUUUGGGAUCACGGAAUUGUCCGACUCGCAGAUACUGAAGAAAGUAAUCGCGAGGGAGCCAGAGGUGAAGCCGUUCAGACCGCCGUUGGAUCAGCUGGAGAACUGUUUCCAUUUCGUGCACGACUGCCUGAGAGAGUGCUGGGCCGAGGACCCCGAGAUCCGUCCGGAUUUUAAGAUUAUAAGGAACAAACUCAGGCCGUUGAGGAAGGGCAUGAAGCCAAACAUAUUCGACAAUAUGAUGGCCAUGAUGGAGAAGUAUGCCAAUAAUCUGGAAGCCCUGGUGGACGAACGAACAGACCAAUUGACAGAGGAGAAGAAGAAAACAGACGCUUUACUAUACGAAAUGCUGCCUCGUUACGUCGCCGAGCAAUUAAAACGUGGCUACAAAGUGGAGGCCGAAAGCUUCGACUGCGUUACCAUUUAUUUCAGCGACAUCGUUGGAUUCACCACCAUGUCUGCCGAAAGCACACCUCUGCAGGUGGUAGACUUCCUAAACGACCUGUACACCUGCUUCGACUCGACGAUAGAAAAUUACGACGUAUACAAAGUAGAAACAAUCGGCGACGCUUAUAUGGUGGUAAGCGGGCUGCCGAUACGGAACGGCAUUCAGCACGCGGGAGAAAUUGCCAGCAUGUCCUUGUGUCUCCUAGACGCCGUUAAGCAAUUCACCAUUCGGCAUAGGCCCCUCGACAAGCUGCAGCUGCGAAUUGGUAUACAUUCCGGUCCCGUGUGUGCCGGCGUCGUGGGCCUGAAAAUGCCUCGUUACUGUCUGUUCGGCGACACGGUGAACACCGCCAGUCGAAUGGAAUCCACAGGAUCGCCGCUAAAAAUCCACUGCAGCGCCGAGACGAAGGAGCUGCUGGACCAGCUGAACGGAUUCAGUGUGGUGGAAAGAGGGCUGGUCUCCAUGAAAGGAAAAGGCGAACGUCUGACCUACUGGUUGAUCGGCGAGGAUCCGAUUUUAAGGGAGGAAAGGAACACGCAACGGGAGAACCGACGCAACGGUUGCUCUAAAAGGAAAAGCACCACGAACAACCCUCUGAUACCGCGAAGUUCCCUGAAGAACAAAUCCCUGGUGAGGUCCACCUUCAUGAGGUGCUCUAGCGAGUCGCCGAAGCGACUUCGUUUCGCCAGCUCCGAUCAGCUGGACCAGAAUUGCUCGAGAACCAACAGCCAAUUGGAGGCCAUAGCCGACACCAGCCCGUGCAAACCUAAGCUGUCUUGCGCGACGAGGUUCUCGUGCACGGACAGCUGGAAGUCCUCCAGUAACUCAUGUCCCUGCGUUGAGAAGCUGUGCGAUCAGGAGACGCGAAUCGACGCGAAAGACUUGGCGCUACAGAGACUGCGAUCCGAGGCGAAGAACGCGCGCAACAACUGGACGAUCGGAAACGAGGGCUACUUCCCGCUAGCUGGUUCCAAGAACUUCCGCCUCGGAUCGGCUGGGUUCGCUCAGACGACAUGCAGGUCUGCUCCGAGCAGCCCCAGGCACAGCACUCUUCUCUUAAACUGCCAGAAAAGGACGGCGCAGUCCAACGAGGAGUUCGACGGAUGGGACGCCACCGCGCCGCUGAUUUAUUAUCCAGGAGGACGAUUGGAUUAGGAUUAUUUCCUGAUUAUCCGUCAGAAACGAGAUCUCUAUCUCGAUUCCAGACGAUGGCUUCCCGGCCGACUACGAAUUUAUUCGAUCGAAGCCCUUCGUGUAGGAAACUGAUGCAGUGCGGUCAGAGGAACGAGCAAUUGGUACUUAGCGCAAACGAUUACGGUAGUUUACGCGAUAAACGGAAGUGGGACGAAUCUGCGAACGCUUUGUUGACAAUACGAUGCUUCUUUACCGACCGACGAUCUUGUAAGAGAACCGCUCGGAAGGGUAGAAUGUCUCGAUACGAAUGUUAUUAGAUGCAACGUUCCCUAUUGUUAUUCGACGACUCCAAACAAAGUAGGUCAAGUUUCUAUACGGCACGAUCGAAAUAAUGCCGUGCGUUUUAUUUCUACGAUCCAAUCGACUCGACAAUCACGUUUCGUUACGGCAUCGGAUCUACGUCCCACCGAACAAUUACACAACAGCAGUUGGUCAAUUAACGAACGAAUAACUAAUAGGUGGCCGGCGUCGUGUAUCCAUCGAUAUGAUUUCUCCCUCACCCGCAGUACACGAUGUACCAAAGAAGACCGUACGUACAAAACGAAGAUACCUAACACAUGUAUUUAUACAUUAUUUAUAGCAUAUGUAACUCGUACGCGGCAAUCAGCGCGCUGUAACGGUAGAUUCCACGCAUUAGCUUAGACAAUCAACAAGGCUCGUGCUUUUU
Messenger RNA from Hylaeus anthracinus, 4891 nucleotides. Its product is annotated as guanylate cyclase 32E. The transcript is spliced from 24 exons. Gene Ontology annotation, molecular function: peptide receptor activity; protein kinase activity; ATP binding. Bases 319 to 4185 code for a protein of 1288 amino acids. NCBI's taxonomy places the organism in Eukaryota, Metazoa, Arthropoda, Insecta, Hymenoptera, Colletidae. Gene Ontology annotation, biological process: cGMP biosynthetic process; receptor guanylyl cyclase signaling pathway; protein phosphorylation. The record is from RefSeq and is a predicted model, not a curated record.